Molecule: messenger RNA, 3036 nt
Organism: Neoarius graeffei (lesser salmon catfish)
Lineage: Eukaryota; Metazoa; Chordata; Actinopteri; Siluriformes; Ariidae
Gene: ical1
Product: islet cell autoantigen 1-like
Exons: 17
Coding region: 198-1937 (579 amino acids)
Biological process (GO): regulation of transport
Cellular component (GO): Golgi apparatus
Molecular function (GO): protein domain specific binding
Source: RefSeq, a predicted model, not a curated record
UUGUGUCCUGCUGGCGGUUGCGCCUCUGAGGGAAAGCAGCAGCGGCUAGGCUAACCACUAACCACCGCGCCGUUUCUCCAUGAAACAGCCGUGGGGAGGAGAAAACGAGCUGAGUGAGGCAGGUGUCCUGGUAGUGAAGAGGCCAUUUCUGUAUUUAUGUAAGGUCUUCUGAGGACUGAGCAGGCGAUCUGAACACGAUGGAUGGUUAUGGGUUCUCGAGUCCGGUUCUGGGCGAGGACCGUUCCGUCAUGGCCCGCAUGCAAAAGAAGUUCUGGAAGACGAAGCAGGUUUUGAUCAAGGCGACGGGAAAGAAGGAGGACGAGCACGUAGUGGCAUCGGAUGCGGAUCUGGACGCGAAGCUGGAGUUUUUUCGUUCGAUACAGACGACAUGCACAGAGCUGCUGAAAGUCAUCGAAAAAUACCAGCAAAGGAUCACACGCCUGUCUCAGGAGGAGAAUGAGCUGGGACUCUUUCUGCGCUUCCAGGCUGAGCAUGACAAAACUAAAGCGGGAAGCAUGAUGAACGCCACGAGCAAGGCUCUGUGUACCUCCGCCAGACAGAGGUUGGCCCUUUGUGCCCCGCUGCAGCGGAUGGAGCAGGAGAUGGAGACGUUUCGGAGGAGAGCCAUCGCUGACACACUGCUGACCAUCAGCCGCAUGGAGAAGGCGAGGACGGAGUACCGCGGCGCCCUGCUCUGGAUGAAGGACGUCUCCCAGGAGCUGGACCCCGACACGUACAAACAGCUGGAGAAGUUCCGCAAGGUUCAGGCGCAGGUGAGGGGAACGAAGGUGCACUUUGAUAAGCUGAAGAACGACGUGUGUCAGAAAGUGGACAUGCUGGGGGCGAGUCGUUGCAACAUGCUGUCUCAUUCCCUCUGCACUUACCAGACAACACUCCUACAGUUCUGGGAGAAGACUGCGAACAUCAUGUCUGGUAUCCAUGAAGCCUUUAAGGGAUAUGUACCGUAUAACUUCACCACCCUGAAGUGUGUGUUACAGGAUUUAAGGGACCCGCUGGAGCACCUUUUGGAAGGUUCAUCACUGGAGGACGGCAAGGAUAAAGAAAAGCAAACAAAUGCAGACAAACUUGUGUCACUGGAGGAGGAGAAGAUGGGAAAAUCAGCGCUUGAAGCUGGUUCUCUCGCUGGUGUUGAUCAGGACCGAGACUCUGACGCCUCUUUACCAGCCAGUUUAGACUCGGCUUUGUAUGAGCUCUCGGGCCCCGUCAGCACAAUCGCAACGGAUGAUGACCUCUUAUUCAUGACCCCUGACCCCGACCCCACCCUGAGCCAUGCCACCAUCCCAGCUCUACCACAGCCUCAGAGCCACCCGGAGGCCGCGCUGCCCCCUGCUGACCAGUGGGACAUGUCUCAGGGGCAAAACCUGGAGUCCUUUGUCGCUAUGCCACUGCCUGAGAAGGCCAGCAGGGAUUUGCUCUCAGCACUCAUGCCACACUCUGGCCUGGAGGAGGAAGAGGGAGAGCGUGGUGAUCUGUCCUUCCUGCAGGAUCUGCUGAGCCCCGGAGCCGCCAGUAGAACAGAUGAAUUCAGUCAGGCGUGGCAGGACGCUUUCGGCUGCUUCGAAGCCCCUGCGAGUGCCCCCAGUUCCACACACACUGCUGCGGCGAGCAGCACCGCCGCUACUCGCUCUUCAUCCCAGCCUCCGAGUCCCACCGGCUUCCUGCCUUCACAGCUUCUCGACCACGGGAUCAGCGCCACUGGAUGGAUGACUCCUCCCAUGUUUCAAACGCCUCCUCUUCAAGCUCCGCCCACUGCUGGUCAGGUCUCGGCAGCGCAGAACAGCCCCAGGAUGUUGGAUAACGCUCCUAAAGGUGGAGCGCGGGACAUGUCUGCGUGGUUUAACCUUUUCGCCGACUUGGACCCACUUUCCAACCCGGACGCGAUCGGACGAAGCGAUGAAGAGCUGCUUAAUGCCUGAGGAUUCGUUUUCAGUUGCUGUAUAGAAAGAAAAACGUUUGGAUAUUCUUUGUGCUGAGUCCCACUGAGCCAAGGACACAUCCGGAAAAACACGGAACAGCCUGUGUGUGUGUGUGCGCACGCGCGUGCAGGCGUAAGUGUGCGUGCUAAUCCGCUUUAUAUUUCUUUAGCAAUGUGGGUUUAAAUUUUUUUCUUUAAAAAAAGAAGACUGCACUAUAUAUAGUAUAUGAAUGUUGAAGAUGAAGAGCCACCGAGAGAAAUGAAGGUGUCCGAGAUCAUAUUCUACACUGGAUGGUUUUAAGUUUCACGUGUUUUGUAAAUAAUCACACACUGGAAAGUGCACGAGAAACGUUUACUGAAUCAGAAACGUCCAUUUUUAAUCAGCUGUAGAUUAUUUUACAGAUGUAUCUCUGUCUGUCUGUCUGUCUGUCUGAAAGCUAUGCUCGCUAUGCUGUACACAAUUACAGAAAAAAUAAAAUGAGUAGAAAUGGAAGGAAACAUCCGUUAUAGCUAGAAUCAGGGAUUUUUGAUUAAUAAAGUGAGCACAGCUUCUAUUUGAUCAUGAAAAAAAAAAUCACAAAUCCCUGGUUAUGGCUUUAAGUAAAACCAAAUACUGUAUAAAACAAGAAAUGUACAUGUAUACUCACAUGGUGUUGCUUUGGAAAUGAGAUUUUUAUAUUUAUUAACCCUUUUAAAUUCCACUUAACUGCUUUAAGAUGAAUACAUGAAGACGUUUAAGGGGUAAACUUGCUGUAAAAUGUGUGAGAGGGAGAGAUUAUAUCUAAAUUUGGUCUUCACCACCACUACAGAUCUCCAGCAACCUAUACAGUCAAAUGCAAAAGUUUGUGCCCCCUUAUCACUAAUUCAAUAUCAGAAAUUGAAAUUGCGGCACGGUGGUGUAGUGGUUAGCGCUGUCGCCUCACAGCAAGAAGGUCCGGGUUCGAGCCCCAUGGCCGGCGAGGGCCUUUCUGUGCGGAGUUUGCAUGUUGUCCGCGUGGGUUUCCUCUGGGUGCUCCGGUUUCCCCCACAGUCCAAAGACAUGCAGGUUAGGUUAACUGGUGACUCUAAAUUGAGCGUAGGUGUGAAUGUGAGUGUGAAUG